This is a messenger RNA of Penicillium angulare, 3462 nucleotides long. RefSeq names its product putative nuclear pore complex subunit Nup85. Gene Ontology annotation, cellular component: nuclear pore outer ring. Gene Ontology annotation, biological process: positive regulation of DNA-templated transcription; protein import into nucleus; mRNA export from nucleus. Bases 1 to 3462 code for a protein of 1153 amino acids. Gene Ontology annotation, molecular function: structural constituent of nuclear pore. The transcript has 3 exons. The record is from RefSeq and is a predicted model, not a curated record. Lineage: Eukaryota; Fungi; Ascomycota; Eurotiomycetes; Eurotiales; Aspergillaceae.
AUGUCGUUCAAGGUCCCCUACGGUGACUCGAGUCCUCCAGCGACCCCUGAUAAAUUGAAAGGCCAAAGUUUCUGGAGUAACAUUUCUACAACACCCGCCGGUCCUCCACCGUCAACCGCCAAUUCGUUUACACCGCAAGGCCACCCUCCCUCCACGGUGAACCGUAACUCUCAGUUCGGCCUAUCUCAAAAUGGCCACGGAGACUCUCUCUUCACUAAGUCUGGCGGAUUCAACACCAGUGAUAGCAUCUUCGGCUCCUCCUUCGGCUCGACCGACUUUGCGAUGCCCAAGAAAACCCUGCAAACCCAAAAAUCCUUCACAUCACAAGCCAAUCUUGGUGGCGCAAGCUAUGGGAACAAUUUCGGACAGUCGAGACAGUCUGCUGUGAGCUUUGCGGACUCGAAUGGCUUCGGGGCCUCAAAAUUGAGUGAUUACCAAGAGGAAUAUGAGGAUGAAGAGGAAAUAGAGCAACAGGAGGAAGAAGAGAUGGAGGAAGAAUUGGAAGGAGAAGAUGAGGAUGCAGAGGGAGAUAUGGACAUGAGCGUUCAGGAUCCGACAGGUCGUCCGGACUUUAUUGAUUCAGCCUUUACAAACCCGAUGCCAGCGCAGCAGCCACUUCUCUUCGGCCAGCCGCGCAAAUCGAUAUAUUCAAACCCUACCGAUGCCAAGCGACCGAGGCUAGACGAGCAAUGGGCAAGCCAGUCCCCAAUUCGCAAAACAAAAUUAUCUCCGAAGAAAGCUUCGGCGAUGCCUUCUAUCCUGCAUAACCUGGCCUCGAGAACGCGCGUGCUGCCACCCGUCAACGAACCCGCUGAUAUGGUCAUCAACACGGAGGAUACGCUUGGUCGUAUGUGGGACGAACUGAGAGAAACGAAUUAUAGACAUCUGGAUCUUGAUGCGCUUCUAGCUUACAUUGCGAACAAGCUGGCGGCAACAUGGGAUAUCUGUGCCGAUCGCAGUGGGAUCAUUCGACCCUACGGUGUCGGAUCUAAGAUUGGCCCGGGAGAACAAGCUCCUCAUCUUGUGAAAGCUAGUUUCCUUGCUUCGUUGCUUCUUCAAAUCCACCAUCCUUCUCGCGCUUCUGCCCCCAUCGCAACUAAAUCAAACCCGCUUGCUCGCCCCAGCAUGGUCAAGGCCGUGCAGCGAGCUAGUGUUGCUACUCCAUUGCCUCAAAUUCUGCUGGAUUGGCUGAACGGAAACCACGCAUCCCAAACAAAUGAUCUCCAGGCAUUGCAAUAUGUUGAGCCAAACCCGACCUCCUCUUCUAAUUUCUGGGACAUCAUCAAUGCGACUGUUCUACGCGGCCGCUUUGCCGAAGCUGCGGAAAUUCUACGAUCGGCUGAUUUCAACUAUGCUCGAUCUGCACUCGAGGAUGGUUUGCCCCAACCGGGUUACCGCGGUAUCCAGCUGCAGAACAUCCAGCGCUGCGUGAAUAAGGCAUGGCAGAUUUUGGACUCUUGCCCUGGAUUCCAAGAUGAUGAUUGGGAUAUCACAGGCUCGGAUUGGACUGAGUACCGACAGCGGGUCUUGUCGGCAGUUAAUGAUCUCGAAGCCUUCGCCGAGGGUGAUGAGAAAGAUCAAGCUGAUAUUCCAGUACAAGAAAACAAAUUUCAGGCUGUCAACUUCGGCUUUCCCCACAUGGGCAAUCAAAAUCCCACCAGUUUCGCCCAAUCUGCGCGCAUGGCUGAAAGUCGUGUACCAUGGUCUAUUUAUCAGAACCUCCGUUCUUUAUAUCGAAUCAUUCUUGGCGACACUGCCACGAUCAAGGCAUACUCACAAGAUUGGGUGGAGGCUACAAUUGGUUUAACUGUGUGGUGGGAUGGAGAGGAUGAUGAUGGCGUACCUGGUCUAGACCUUCGCGCGAGCACAUCCAGUAACGACUUCCAGCGGUCUCGCGGAUCCAGAAACCAGGCCCGAGCCGUGGAUCGUAACAUGCGAGAUGCGUAUCUCCGACGUCUGGACCUGGCUUUUAGCAGCGCCACUAGCGAGCCCUCCGAUGAUACAGGAUUCCGAGUAAACACCUUGAACAGCCUGGAGGUCGGACUCGCAUCUGUCUUCGAGGGCAAUGUGCAAGGUGUCCUGGAACUCCUACAGUCAUGGUCGCUUUGUGUGGCUGCUGCCGUCAGCGAAGUUGCAAGCCUUGGUGGCUGGUUUGAGGCUGGUGGUAAUAAGAAGAUGCCGGGUCUGAGCGAGCAUGACCUGAUGGUACUUUCGUACGGACAAGACAACAGGCCACCUGCCGAAAGUCUCAACAAGGAUGAGAUUCUGCGUAGCUAUGCGUUUGGGCUCAAUGACCGUGGUUCUAUUGAAAAUGAGACCGGGACCCGUGAAGGCUGGGAAAUGGCGUUGGAAGUUCUCAGCCGUCUCGAUGAUCAGGAGUUAAUGAAGAAGGCCGUGGCGGAUAUUGUGGAUCACCUGCCACUGGAUGACAUUUCCCAACAAGACAAACUUGUGGUAUUAUGUUCAGAUUUGGGCUUAGAAGAGGAAGGUCGACGGAUUUCCGAGCGAUUCGGUGAUCUUACUAGUUCCAACUCUGAGGACUUCGGUCUUGCUCUCGUUUGCUAUGCCCGCGCUCACAACCGACGAAAGGUCAAGUCAAUUGUUGAUUUAUUGAUUUCCUAUUCACUGGUGCAAUCACGGGCCUUCCCCGCAACAGCUGCUUUGGACGGUCAACUGCGAUCAUUGAUCAAGGACCCAAAGGCUUGCCUUUCAUCCAUCGCUUCUGUCGAUGAGGAGGCUGCUCGUAUCCUGCAAUAUUACCUCAGUGGAUACGCUACCCUCCGUAAGUUUUACGAAAUUCGAGACGAGGCCGUGGAGGCAAAGGAUGGCCAGCAACCCCGAUACAAGCCUCUGGCCCGACGACGCAUAGCCGCCAAGGCCCUCACAGCUGUAAUCAGCAGUGCGGCGGACAACAUUUACGGUGGACUGUACGACCCUAGUCGUGAUUCGGCGGUGCAGGUGGAUGGAUUGCUUGCUCUUCUUGGGGAGGCCUUGGUGUUUGUGAACCAACCCAACCCAAUUUUAUCGGUUGCUCAACAAUUCACUAUCCUGUCAGCGAUUGAAGAUAUUGAGACAGUGACCCCCCGAGUGUUUGCACAGUGUGAAGAAUGCUUCCGGUCCACCCUCCUUGAGAUCCAAAACCCUGGUCAAAAGUCCCAAGAAGGACAUCAGCCCCCGUCUCCGCGGGCCCUUCUGAAGAAGUCCGUGUCAUCGCUGUCGGCCUCUACCUUUUCCUUAAUCGGUAAUGAUAUGCUGGAGUCAGCUCGCAAUGGAUUUGGCCCGACCUCCGUGAGUAGCUCAGGUGUCUUGGUGCCUCAUCUGAGUGACAAGGAUGCGGGCCGAGCCCGGGGAUGGGACUGGCGAGUGGGACUCCCUGGUACUCUGAAGGGACAGGAUGUUCUCCAUAUGCUGAGACUGGGGUUAGCGCAAGGCUUGAGUCAUGGUGCUUUGGGGUCCGUUUAA